CCGGCACAGCAAGCUAUUACACAGCCUCUGAACACACACCCAUUCACACACACGCACACACACACACACACACACACACACACACCUGUGACUCCAGCAGAGUACUCAGACCAGAACAGAGGAGGACUCUACCCCGGGAAGAGGCGCAAUUAAAUCCUUGAACUCCCUGCUGGCAUCUCAGAAGCCAGUUGACUUUGACUUCAGAAACAUGCAUUUUCGAGUGCGAAGGGAGUGAGCUGAGCUCAGGGGAUCACCUUCAGUCAGCAGAUAAUCCAGAAGUUAAGGACAGAGCGAGAAGGCCAAGAGUCCAGAGGAGACUCGACAAAGGAGAGGGUGGGCUUACGUUCUCGAGAUGGAACAGCAAACGCAGAUUUGGCACAUGCAGGUCGACCCCCAGGUCGCUGGCGGCGAGCUGCAAAAGAAGUUGUCAGUCGUGAGCCAGCCGGAGUGCUCCAUCUGCUUCAACACCUACGACAAUGUCUUCAAAACACCCAAGCUGCUGGAGUGCACCCACACCUUCUGCCUGGAGUGCCUCUCCCGCCUCAUGGCCGUCUCGGCGUCUGAGCAGGACGGUAACGACGCCAGCACUCGCCUCUCUUGCCCCUUCUGCCGUCACCCCACCCAGCUGCCAGAGGAGGGACCCCCGGCCCUGACCACCAGCCACGACGUCCUCAACAAGCUGCCCAGCCACCAGCAGCAGGUGGAGCCGGUGUGGCUGGACGGGGAGAAGCUGUGCUACAAAAGCGCCGGUCCGGACGCCGGCCCAGGCGCCCCUGACAGUCCCACGCCCCUCUGCAUAUGCAUUGACAUCGGGGCCAGCAAGAGAGCGAACACCCCGGCCCAGACGCGGCCCCGGACUUUCAGCCGGCUGGAUCGUCUGGCGGAUUGGAAGAGGCUGGUGCUCUUCAUCGUGCUCAUGGUGCUGCUUUUUGUCGUGGUGUUGUGGCCGCUGCAGUGUAUGUUCAGCACUGGGAACAUGCGCUGCGUGCCGACGCCAGAGUCAGAGUCAGUCGGCCCCUCCACCACCACGCCCACUAUUACUUUCAGCCCAAACUAGACUGACUGAACUACACUGUAACUGUACAUAAGACUGUAUAUGAGCCAUUAGUAAUAUCUACUAAUAUCUGACAGUGUAAAUCUUUUGUGCAUAAUUGCACUUUUGGUAGGUGUACGUUAUUGCUACACACAACUGUAAACACCUCAGAUUUUUUAACCUCCAGCAGAACCACAGAUCCUAAAGCCAGCGUGUGUAGGUUUUUUAGAUUUCUGACUUUAGCACCCCCCAGUGGUGGUUUCAAACAAGACGCUGUGGCAGACGGCACCACGGGACAGAGAUGAAAGGGCUGAAAUCAACGCAGACUGCGCCAAUCUUCAGCAGGGCUCUGCGUUAUCGUGUCAUAUGCCAUCAAUCAUCACAUGAUCACAUAGAAACUCCACACGUUGCGGCUUUGACUCUACAAAGCUGGAAUUUAAGCUUUUCAACAGUCAUACGUUAGCAGGAGCACAUAACUAAACUGUUCGUACAAGCUGAUACAAAUCACCAGCAGAGGGAGAUGAACUCUAUCAUGUUCAACAACGACACAAAAACGUUUUGCACUUAAAUCAACACCUGUAGAUUGAAAUUAGAGAAGACUUUGCGGUCUCACUGGUUUGAUGGAUUUUGUUGACUCUUCACAGCAGGUAGCAGAACAUGAGUGGGCUGACCUGUUGACGUUGAAACUCACAGCUGUGUUCAAGCCAAACAGUGAAGUUCAACACUGACAUUUAAUAAUGAAAUGUGAACUUUGCUUUGCAAAUAUCCGGAUGGCUGAAGAACAACAAAUGGACGAGUUUACAGUAACAAAAAAAAAAGUCUGUCAGAAAUGAAAACGAAUGUA
Messenger RNA from Chelmon rostratus (copperband butterflyfish), 1877 nucleotides. Its product is annotated as RING finger protein 223. NCBI's taxonomy places the organism in Eukaryota, Metazoa, Chordata, Actinopteri, Chaetodontiformes, Chaetodontidae. The coding region runs from base 353 to 1057 and encodes 234 amino acids. Gene Ontology annotation, biological process: protein ubiquitination. Gene Ontology annotation, molecular function: ubiquitin protein ligase activity. The transcript is spliced from 2 exons. The record is from RefSeq and is a predicted model, not a curated record.